UUUUAAUUUUUCUUUGCUCGUCUGUUGGUAAUCAAUGGUAGUUACAUAUAAAGAGAAGUACUGCUAUUCAUUAAAAAAAGAAUACAGCAGGAGCCCUUUGUCUGUAGCAAUCCAUUACGUUCUUCACCCUAGAGCAGCCUCCUGAACCACAUGCUUUCUUCUUACCCUACUACAAAUUCUUAUUACUGAUCAUAUAGACAAGUUUUUGCGUCCAGUAUUAGAAAAAUGUUUUUGUUGUUGCAGAAAUGUUAGUGCUGAGCUUACUGGUCUUAAUUAACUUGGAUGGAGUAUUGGGAAAGAAAAGCCAUCAAGUUAUUUCCCCAAAAGGCAAUGGUAUCAUCGUUUCCUAAUAGCCUAUUAAUUCGUUAAAACAAAGGUCUUAUUAUUCAGUAUACAUUCAAGAAUUUUCAAGGUGUUUAUGCGAAAGUAUGAUUCAACAGUCAUACCCUCUUUUCUUACAAGAGCUUGGGGAGGCUGCAUACCUGACAAUAGCCUUACUUCCACCAUUGUUUAGAAAAUCUCGUUGUGGGAUCAAGUCACAAACUCAACUUCUACAUUGCUUCUCAGCGGUUGAAUUUGGCAUCUUGUCCCUUCUCUCCCACCCCCUCUUAGCUAUUUUCUUUUUCCAGGUUUGUUGUCUUUGAUUAUGGAAGAAACUUAAAAAUUGUGGCUGGCAGCUAACCUGAAGGCCUCUGCUUUGAAUUAGGAAUUCCUGUUGAGCAUGGCAUCACGGCAUUAUGCAUCCCUGGCUCAUCGAUUUUAAGGCAAGUGAACGGGGUUCCAGCGAGCCGAGCAGACAUGAUUAUUUCAGUUCUUAAGAAGCAGGCUGGUCUAAAGCUUCAAGAUAAUGGCAUCUUUUUAAAUGUCGUUAGUGGGGUGACACUGACAGAGACUGCUGGUGAUCUCGCUAUAGCAGCUGCAAUUUGCAGUAGUUUCCUGGAAUUUCCUAUUCCCAAUAGUGUGGCAUUCAUUGGAGAAAUUGGCCUUGGUGGCGAGCUUCGCCCAGUAUCAAGAAUGGAGAAGCGGUUGAAUACAGUGGUGAAGCUAGGAUACAAAAAGUGUAUUGUCCCCAAAUCAACUGAGAAACCUCUUGCAGCUAUUGGCACUGAGGGGACAGCAAUCUUGGGAUGCAGGAAUUUGAAAGAGAUGAUCAAUACUGUGUUUACAGCGAACAGAUUGAUAUGAAGCAGGAGAUCUAUUUACCACCUUUGUCAUAAAUUAUGUACAAAUAUUGUGCUGAUAUUCAUAUAUUGGAUGUAAAUAGUGAACUUUUUUGUAUUCUGGUUUUUGAGCCGGCAUUUCUGUUUCCAUUUUUGUUAGCUAAAUGCAAAAUUUAAGAGGAUCAACUCACUACGCAUCGUUAGUGUAAAAGAAUGGGUGGCAUGUUUUGAGAAGAGGAACAAGAAGGUUAUUAAGGAUCCUGAUUGGUAUUGUUUU
Messenger RNA from Camellia sinensis, 1437 nucleotides. NCBI's taxonomy places the organism in Eukaryota, Viridiplantae, Streptophyta, Magnoliopsida, Ericales, Theaceae. The record is from RefSeq and is a predicted model, not a curated record.